Molecule: messenger RNA, 684 nt
Organism: Ectocarpus sp. CCAP 1310/34
Lineage: Eukaryota; Phaeophyceae; Ectocarpales; Ectocarpaceae
Source: the annotation of a GenBank genome assembly
AUGUGCGUCGCAGCGGCAGGAGGCUACCGGAUCGAGACCAUCCGCUGCGACAAGGGAGGCGAGAACACCGGAUCCGAAUUUCGGGACUACUGCAAGAAUUCAGCUAUCAAGCUCGAAUACGCCGCCACCAACACCCCUCAACAAAUUGGUGAAUCGGAACGGGACGGACAAACCCUGGCCGGAGUCACCCGGUGUCUUCUGAAGGAUGGAGAUUUUCCGCCGUCCAUGUGGUGGCAGUUGAUGCUGACUGCAGCAUACCUGUUCAACAGGUCCCCACACUCAGCACUGGGAGGAGCUACGCCAUACUCGAAGUUGCACAAUAAGUCACCUGAUCUCUCGGGACUUCGGGUCAUUGGAGCGCGCGCCUUCGUACACCACGAGAGAUACCGAAAGAAGCUGGACGACAGAGCUUUCGAAGGCAAGCUAUGUGGUUUCGGCCUCGACAGCCAGACCUACCGGGUAUUGAAUCCAUCCAACGGGGCCGUGGUCGAGAGCCGGAAUUUGACUUUCAUCGAAUCUCUACCCCGCUCAGUGCCCUUCCAGUAUUCCACUGAAGCAAACGGGUACGAGAGCGACGUGCUGAGCUUCACCUCCCUGCUGGACAGCCCCCACUCGACGAGCGACCUGGACUUCACGGCGCAGAACGAACUCCUUCGGCAAGAAGUCCGGAAGAUGCAGCAAGAC